AUGGACAAGAUCAAGGCGACGCUCUUCAAAGAGCGCCAGGUCGACCUCUCGCACGAGGAGAAGAAUGUGCUGAACUCUUCUGAAGACGAUACCCCCGUGGCGCUUGUGGUGUCCAAGUCCCAGGAGUACGAUCCCAUCGACCAUGCUAUUGCUGCUGAAAUUUCCAAGGACGGCUAUGCUGCCAUCACGGUUGAGGACGACUCGCCGUACCCAGAAGUGAGAGCCUCGGUGCCCUCGACUGACGACCCGCUGAUUCCCCAGAGCACCAUUCGUAUGUGGGUGUUGGGGUUCAUCUUGACCACGUUGGGGUGUGGGAUGAACUUACUCUUCUCCUUCCACGCUCCUGCCUUCUCCAUCACCACCUACGUCACCUCCAUCUUGGCCUACCCGCUUGGGCGUGGCUGGCAGUACAUCAUGCCCGAUAUCAAGAUUUUUGGAAUGCCGUUGAACCCCGGGCCCUUCAACUUGAAGGAGCACACCAUCAUCACCAUCAUGGGCUCGGUUUCCUUUGGCGGUGGUGCUGCUUACGCUACCGACAUUCUUUUGGCGCAGAACAAGUUCUACAAUUCUGAUUACGGCGUCGGUUUUGCCAUCUGUGCCAUUCUCUCCACCCAGAUCAUCGGCUUCUCGCUUGCUGGCAUGGCCAGAAAAAUCCUCGUGGAGGCGCCAUCGGCAGUGUGGCCCGCCAACUUGGUUACCGCUACCUUCUUGACAAACAUGCACGUUAACGAGAACCAUGUGGCCAACGGCUGGAGGAUCUCCAGAUACGCUUUUUUCGCCAUUGUGUUCUGCUCCUCCUUUGUGUGGUACUUCUUCCCCGGCUACAUGUUCCAGGCCUUGUCGUACUUUGCCUGGCCUACGUGGAUUGCUCCCGAUAACGCUGUGGUCAAUCAGGUUUUUGGUGCUUCCUCAGGCAUGGGGUUGAUGCCCAUCACUUUUGACUGGAACCAGAUCGCCGGCUACGUCGGCUCCCCCUUGAUUCCUCCUGCCUCCGUCAUUCUCACCAUUGCCCUUUCCAUCGUCAUCAUUUACUGGGUCUGUGUGUCUGCCAUCUACUACACAAACACCUGGUGGUCCCAGUACCUCCCCUUGUCGCUGUCGACCAACUUCGACAGAUACGGCGAAUCCUACAAUGUGCUGAGAAUCAUGAACACCGAGAACUUGACUUUCAACGAAAAGGCCUACAAGGAGUACUCGCCGUUGUUCAUGUCCACCACCUUCGCCAUCUCCUACGGUGUGUCUUUCGCCUCCAUCAUUGCCACCGUGGUCCACACAGCUCUUUUCCACGGCCACGAUAUCUGGAACCAGAUCAGACAGAAGGACAGACCCGAUGUUCACCAGAGAUUGAUGAAAAACUACAAAAACAUCCCUGAGUGGUGGUUCUUGAUUGUUUUCCUCUGUGCGUUCGCCCUUUCCAUCGUCACCAUCAGAGUGUGGAACACCGAGAUGCCCGUGUGGGCCCUUAUUGUGGCUCUUCUCAUUGCUGUUUUCUUCUUGUUGCCUGUUGGUAUCAUCUACUCCAUCACCAACAUUGCCGUUGGCUUAAACGUGGUCACCGAGUUCAUCAUCGGCUACAUGGUCCCUGGUAAGCCAUUGGCCAUGAUGUUUUUCAAGACUUACGGUUACAUCACCAACAACCAGGCGGUCACUUUUGCUCAGGACAUGAAGCUCGGCCACUACAUGAAGAUCAAGCCCCGUCUUUUGUUCUGGGCACAGAUGCUUGCCACCAUUUGGGGCUCUCUUGUCCAGAUUGGUGUUUUGAGAUGGGCCUACGGCAGCAUCGAUAACUUGUGUGACCCUCAGCAGAAGAAUCACUACACUUGUCCUAACGGUAGAGUGUUCUUCCAGGCCUCGUUGUUGUUCUUCUUCUUGCUUGGAUUUUUGCCAGUGGUCAACUGGCUCAUCUGCAAGAGAUGGCCCAACUCGCCCGUUAGAUGGCUCAACUGGCCCGUGUUCUUCUCGGGUACAGGUAUGAUUCCUCCAGCCACUCCAUACAACUACGUCAACUACUGUGCCGUUGGUAUCAUCUUUGGUGUUUUCAUCAAGAAGAGAUUCACCCACUGGUACUUCAAGUACAACUACUCUCUUUCCGCUGGUUUGGACAUUGGGUUGGCGUGGGCAUCCUUGAUCAUUUUCUUGUGCUUGAACUUGACAAACGCCUCGUUCCCUGAUUGGUGGGGAAACAACGUCAUCAACACUGCUGACACCAACGGUACGGCUGUGAGCAAGAUUCUUAAACCAGGAGAGGCUAUUGGCCCAGACACCUGGUGA
Messenger RNA from Candidozyma auris, 2271 nucleotides. It is a transcript of the gene OPT1, whose product is annotated as oligopeptide transporter. The record is from RefSeq and is a predicted model, not a curated record. Gene Ontology annotation, molecular function: oligopeptide transmembrane transporter activity. The coding region runs from base 1 to 2271 and encodes 756 amino acids. Gene Ontology annotation, biological process: transmembrane transport. Lineage: Eukaryota; Fungi; Ascomycota; Pichiomycetes; Serinales; Metschnikowiaceae. The transcript has 2 exons.